AUGCCAGCUCCUGAGGUACCGAGUCCCCGCAGCACAGACGACCUCUGCAGACCAGCUAAUUUCUUCCGAGGCAGCUGCUCACUUGCAUGCACUCAGUCCCAUAAAAUCUACUGUGCACCCAAAGCGAACGCCAACGAGCCGAACGAGGCGCCGGUAGCCAACCAGCCCACGAAUGGCGAAACAUUACAAGAGGCAGUUAUCGAAGACACAAGCCAGAAGUCUUCGAUUGCCGCUAUUGGCGGAUCAACUGAAAUCCAAGAACUCCUCCGUCGCUACCCCCAAUUUCGUGAACAAUUAUAUGAAACAUAUUUAGCAACCAAAGAAGAGGAAUGGGUCGAGUGGUACACGAAACCGGCACGGGGCCGCUCGUUUGGCCGAGGAGGGAAAGCCCCUACUCGCCGUAGCCGGGGUCAGUGGACCACGGAGAAGGGGUUCAACCGUGGCCUGGGCAAGGUACGGAAAUUGAGAAAAGAUUGCGAGGAAGGCACAGAAACAGGCAGGACAGCAGAGGCCUUCAUGCAGUUUCUCAAGCUGGUAAACCAGAGCUCCGCAACUCAGCCGCCAGAAGCGACAUAG
Penicillium chermesinum is the source of this 576-nucleotide messenger RNA. RefSeq lists its product as uncharacterized. The record is from RefSeq and is a predicted model, not a curated record. The transcript has a single exon. Bases 1 to 576 code for a protein of 191 amino acids. Lineage: Eukaryota; Fungi; Ascomycota; Eurotiomycetes; Eurotiales; Aspergillaceae.